AUGGAUGUGCACAAGGUAAACCUCUGUUUCAUAGUUUAUGCGUUGGUUAUUAUGUUAUAUGUUGCCUUUGCAGUAACAGGUAGAGAUAAUCUUGUGACGAAAGAUGUAACCCACUACUUCCCGGCUCCAUCAUAUACCGAUCCAUGGAAUCGACGCCCGACUCCAUUUUGCAAUCCUUGCCGCCAAGGUUGUUACCAUUGCACGUCCGUAACAAGCAGAGAUAAUCUUGUGACGAAAGAUGACACCGCCUUGCCGCCACCAACAUUCACCGAUCCAUGGAAUCAAGUCCCGACUCCAGUUUGCAAUCCUUGCCGCCCAUAUUAUUGCUACAAUUGCCAGUACGGUUGUUGUUCUCUUACCAAAGAUGCCGACAAGGAACAAAACAAACAUUAA
This is a messenger RNA of Striga asiatica, 393 nucleotides long. The record is from the annotation of a GenBank genome assembly. Lineage: Eukaryota; Viridiplantae; Streptophyta; Magnoliopsida; Lamiales; Orobanchaceae.